This is a messenger RNA of Temnothorax curvispinosus, 1374 nucleotides long. It is a transcript of the gene PQBP1, whose product is annotated as polyglutamine-binding protein 1. Lineage: Eukaryota; Metazoa; Arthropoda; Insecta; Hymenoptera; Formicidae. The transcript has 6 exons. Gene Ontology annotation, molecular function: protein binding. The record is from RefSeq and is a predicted model, not a curated record. The coding region runs from base 395 to 1294 and encodes 299 amino acids.
CAACGUCUUUUUCUAUGAGUUUUGGAACGCAUGGAAGAGAAGAGACAGAGAUGAAAAUCCGAAUAUAACCUCAAACCUGUCGUACAUAGCUUAAAAUUAAAACCAGCAAGUGGGAUAAUCUAUAUCUAUUGUAUUUAUUUUCGAGUUCAGUGCUCUUUCCAUCGGAAGCUUUCCGAUCGCUUGGCUUUAACGAGUUUAUUGUUUAGCAAGUUUAUUUCUUAAAUACGCAUCGUGUUCGUGUUGCGGUUUUGUAAACAAUCGCGAUUGAGAUUUGUCACUUGAAAUUGUAGAGAGUUCAGUUAUCACGUUUGAGUUAUAUUAAAAAACAAACUGUCUGCAUUAUUUAUAUAAUUGGUAAAUAAAGUUCUGAAAGUUUGAAUCGAGGAAAUCCAAAAUGCCUUUGCCGGCAGCAUUAGCUGCGCGUCUUGCGAAGAGAGGAUUGAUCACUGGAUCCGAGAAGCAUGAAUCCGGAAAGAAAGAGACCAAGAAGAAAGUGCAUGAAGAAGUAAUUGCUGAAGACUAUGAUAACACGAAAGAAGAGAUCAACCAGAUUGACAUAUCCCAAAAAUUUAUGGGUUACAGUGGGUGUCCUAACAAAUAUAAUAUUUAUCAUGAAUGUACGAAAAAGUGUAAGGAGUUAUGGGGAAUGGGACACGUGCAACCUUCGGACAAAUAUCUGAAACAACAAAUGAGAUUAAUUCAAAAGUAUCCGUUGCCAGAGACUUGGAAAGCCGUUUACGAUCCCGGAUCUGGGCAGCAUUAUUAUUGGGAUUGGUCGUCCGAUCUGGUAUCUUGGUUACCACCUGGCCAUCCCAAAUGUCAAAUAUCACAACCUGCAUCCCAAUUACGCGAAGAAUUGCAUUUGAAAGCAGGAGAUCAAGAUGAUAACAUGUCGAGCGAUGACAGUAUUAGCGAUCAAGAACAAAUGGAAGUGGAAGAAAGUGAACCUGUCAAAAAAGAUAGGAAGAUCGAAAAUCAACGUACAAGAUAUAAAGGACCAGAUAACAAAAGAACUUACAGAUCUGACAGAACUGAUGGUAAAGAAACGAAAGAUCGUACUUUGGAUCCUAUGGACCCAGCAUCCUAUAGCGAUAUUCCCAGGGGAAAAUGGUCAGAUGGAUUGGCGAAACAUAACGAGGCUAAAACUGGUGCCGAUACGACCGCUUCGGGUCCUCUCUAUCAAAUGAGGCCGUAUCCCAGUCCAGGCGCAGUGCUUCGAUCUAAUAGAGCUAAUAAACCAGAAGCGGAAUCGUCUAACAAACCGAAAGUUGCGUUUCCUGAAAAACCGGAAUAAGUAAAUACACCUUGUGAUAACAAUGACUUAAUUUCAUGUAAUUAUGUUAAUGCAUUAAAGUAUAUUUAAUGACAAAAUCA